Messenger RNA from Anguilla rostrata (American eel), 1980 nucleotides. Its product is annotated as RNA-binding protein with multiple splicing-like. The record is from RefSeq and is a predicted model, not a curated record. Gene Ontology annotation, molecular function: mRNA binding. Lineage: Eukaryota; Metazoa; Chordata; Actinopteri; Anguilliformes; Anguillidae. The transcript has 9 exons. The coding region runs from base 573 to 1157 and encodes 194 amino acids.
CACAGGAACCGUUAUGACUAUAGACAUUUGCCUGCCCCGUGUUAGAACUCGCCGUGUUCUUGUCUCAGUAUUAACUAACAGUCUCAGUAUUAAAUAACAUUCCAAAGAGAGUUCUUUACUCCCCCCCCCCCGACCUGCCGAGCAACACCCCCAGAAAGCGAAGCUUACUUUUCCCGGCGUGUCUGACGUUGCUCUUGCAGUUAAUGAGAAAUGGUUACAUGUACUUCCCUUACUAGUUAGAACGGGGCGAUCAGGAAACGCGACUUUAGGUAACUAACACGCAAGACUCCGGUCCUGGUUAUCGCGGAAUUGACCACGCUGAAGACAGGUGUUUGACUGGAGACGCUCUCUGCUGCUUCAGUAUUAAUGUUUCAUUUCGUUUGGGGCCGUUGUGUUGUUAUUGGAACAGUAGGCUACUCAUUAAUGUUGACUAACUGAAGACGGCGGCAUACCCAGGAUUGUGCGUGGGGUCUUCACGGCUUUUUUUUUUUGCACGCGUCCCUCACGAACAGCUGGACCUCUGCAAACUGUAGCAAAGACGAAGUUGUUGAAACGUGUUAUCCAUAACAAAGAUGAACAGCAGCAUGACAGAGAAGGAGAACGAGCCAAAUGAAUUUUCUAACCACGAGGAAGAGGUCCGAACACUGUUCGUCAGUGGAUUGCCGCUGGACAUCAAGCCCAGAGAGCUCUAUCUCUUAUUCAGACCGUUUAAGGGCUAUGAAGGCUCCCUAAUCAAGCUCACCUCCAAACAGCCGGUUGGAUUUGUCAGUUUUGACAGCCGAUCUGAGGCGGAGGCUGCGAAGAACGCCCUGAACGGCGUCCGCUUCGACCCGGAAAUCCCGCAGACGCUGCGGUUGGAGUUCGCCAAGGCCAACACCAAAAUGGCGAAGAGCAAGCUGGUGGGCUCUCCCAACCCCCCGCUGUCCCAGGCGGGCCCCGGACCCCAGUUCAUCCCUCGGGACCCCUAUGAGCUCACAGUCCCAGCUCUGUACUCCAGUACCCCUGAUGUGUGGGCCCCGUACCCCCUCUACCCUGCCGAACUGUCUGCUGCUCUACCCCCCGCAUUCACCUACCCCUCCUCUCUGCAUGCACAGAUCCGCUGGCUCCCUCCUGCAGAUGGUGCUCCACAGGGAUGGAAGUCCAGGCAGUUCUGCUGAAAUUUGGGGUGUCGCGGUGCGAUGGGGGCGUGGGGCGGUCCUGAAGGUGUUGACUGGAGGUCCAGAGUCCCGCCAGGAACGCGCGAGCGUCGCGGUGGACGGACGGCAACGACACCUAGCUGCAUCUCAGGACCUUCAAGACCCCUGCCUCAAUCACACCCAUACCCUCCAGAGCAACCCCCCCACCCCCCUCCCCACAUUUUUUAUACUGUUACAUUCUAGAAAUCUUCUUAUUGUUAUUAUAAUAAUUAUUAUUAUUGCUGUUGUUAUGAUGGUCACUAUUAUAUGUGAAAGCAUGAUUUGCCAAAAAAAAAACUUAAAACUAAAAAAUGCUGUACAUUUUUAAAAAAUAUUUUGAGGAAAAAAUACAAAUAUUUUUGUAUGAAGAAAAUGUUCCAACUUUUUUGGGCUGUGUUUGUGAAUGUGUGAGGACCUGCAUUUUAAAACCAGAAUAUUUCCUCUCAGUUCUCUACAAUUAAUUGGUCAUGUUUGACGAUCAAACAAAUAAGGGAAAAUCACUGACGAGACCAGCACGAAGUUUUCUGGAUCCAGGAAGACUGACGUAUACUCAAAUGUGCCAGGCCAGAGUGAACAUUGCUAGCUUUUUCUAGGGUACCUUUAUGGCAUCGUGGCUACAUUUUCAGGUCUUCAACCAGAAGGUUGUAGGCUCAAACACCAGGAGGGACAAUUGUUGUUUGGACAGUUGUUAUACAUCCAGUUGUAUAAAUGUUUGACAUGUAAAAUACAUUUGUAAAAUGUAAGGUAUGUAAGUCAGCCUGGGUGAGUGUUUCUGCCAAGCAAAUAAACAAAUGUAAAUAAUGUA